AUGUUUGAGUUUGUCACUUUCAGGUAUAUCAUAAGUCUACUUAUCUUUGUUCUUUGUUUUGAUACACUAGCUGCUGAUUCAAGAUCUUUUUAUUUCAAGAACUUUAGUAAAGAUUCAAACUUUGAGUCUCAGCUUGCUCUUUUGGGUGAUUCUAAGGUUGAUAAUGAUAGUUUGUGUGUAGAACUUACUGGUUCUGUGGUUCAUAGUGCUGGAAGAGUUGUGUAUAAGAAACCCUUUAGGCUUCUUGAGGGGAAGCCCUCAAGUUUGGUUUCUUUUUCUACUUAUUUCUCAUUUUCAAUGUCACAAGAUAGUGGAGAUGAUUUGUUGUUUUUUAUGGUUCCUGUUGAUUUUGCUGUGGAUGAGUUUGAUGGUGGCUCAUUUGGGCUUUUGGGUCAGAGGAAAUUGAGGUUCUUGAGUGUUGAAUUCGAUACAUCUAAGGAUCGAAAGUAUAGUGAUUUGGAUGAUAAUCAUGUUGGUGUAAAUGUUAGUAGCUUUGUUUCUGUUAAGGUGAGUAAUGUAUCUUCAAUGAAGUUGGUGCUGAAUAAUGGUGAGAAAUUGCAAGCUUGGAUUGAUUAUGAAGCAAGUUCUAAGAAAUUAGAGGUUCGAUUGAAUGCAUUAGGCCGUGUAAGGCCUGUUGAUCCAUUGCUUUCGUACUCAAUUGAUGUAUCGAAGAUUUGGAAGGGGGAUGAGGUGUUUGUGGGAUUGAGUUCCUCAAAUGAGAAUUCAUCGCAGAAAUGCAAUGUGUGUUCUUGGAGUUUUAAGGCGAGACAGGCACCACAAUGGAUGCACUCCGAGCCACUGGAUCCUGAGAGCACUGUCGUGGAGAAGACUAAAGUUCCCACAGUUCAUAAGAGAAGCGAUUGUUUUCUAAAAGUUCUUGCAGCAUUAAUCGUUGGCACUGCCUGUGGUGCACUAGGAACUUUCUUCGUGUUGUUCGUAUGGACAAUCUCUGGGACUAAUAAGCGUACAGUUGUACCCGUCCUGCCAGAACAGUAUGCCAUGCAUCCUGAAGAAUUUGAGAACAAGAAGUUCAAGAUAGUUAUAGAUGAGAGCAAGAAGUAG
Messenger RNA from Daucus carota subsp. sativus, 1062 nucleotides. RefSeq names its product L-type lectin-domain containing receptor kinase VIII.2. The record is from RefSeq and is a predicted model, not a curated record. The coding region runs from base 1 to 1062 and encodes 353 amino acids. Lineage: Eukaryota; Viridiplantae; Streptophyta; Magnoliopsida; Apiales; Apiaceae. Gene Ontology annotation, molecular function: carbohydrate binding. The transcript has a single exon.